GAACGUCCAAUUAAGGAAGGGAUCUCAAAUGAGACCAUUGUUUGAAAACAUUCCAUUUCCGCUGACAUUCAAAAUCUACAUUUUCAAUAUCACAAACCCUGAUGACAUCCUGAAUGGAAAUAAACCGAAAUUAAAUGAGAUCGGGCCUUAUGUUUUCGAUGAAUGGAAGCUUCGUGAGGAUCUCGUUGAUGAUGACUCGAAAGAUACAAUUACUUUUACAUUAAAGCAACUCUUCAAAUUCCGACCGGAUUUAUCUAAUGGUCUAACAGGCAAUGAGGAAGUUGUUGUCCCGAAUCUUGUCCUUCUUGCAUCGACUAUGACAGUAAAGCAGGAAAGAGAAGCUUUCCUACCAACUAUAAUUAAAGCUAUGCAUCAAAUUUUUGGUAAUGUAUCUAGUCCAUUUGUUCGGAUGCGUGCUAUGGAUUAUAUGUUCAGUGGAUUGGAAUUCAACUGUUCAGGAACUGAGUUUGCAGCAAAAGUUGUAUGUGCGGCAAUACGAAGUGAGGGAAUAGAGCAGGUGUGGGAUGGAGAUGAAUGUAAUCGAUUACGAGGAACAGAUAGCACAAUAUUCCCACCAUUCUUGGAACCGGACGAUGGUCUUUGGACUUAUACUCCUGACAUUUGUAUGUCAUUAAAAGCACAUUAUGUAAGAAAGUCAUCGUAUGCUGGAUUGCCGACCUCCUUGUACUCUAUCAACUUUGGUAAUUUUGAGGAUGAUGAGAAGAAGCUGUGCUUUUGUGAUGGAACUUGUCCACCAAAGGGAACAAUUGACUUGCUGCCUUGUUUGGGAUCUCGAAUUUAUGGUUCAAAGCCUCACUUCUUAGAUGCUGAUGAAAGUCUGUUAAGAGCGGUUGAGGGACUUCAUCCAAACCGUUCAGAACAUGAUGUUAUUGUGAACUUUGAAGCGAUAUCAGGAACUCCACUAUCGGGGGCGAAGCGAUUGCAAUUUUCACUAGCAAUGGAAGCAAUUGAAGAAUAUGAAAUGAUGAGCAAAUUACCGACAGCUCAAUUACCACUUGUUUGGAUUGAGGAAGUUAUAAAAUGGAUUGGAAUUGUGAGCAGCAUGAUUGGAUUAAUAAUAUCAGGAUUUGUCUUUUAUAAUGAGCAUCAUAAUAAAGUAUCAGUUUCAUCUACCGCAAACAAUGCGACAAGAGCUGUAGAAGCAAAUGGAACGUCAGCAAAAACAUUAGAUGAUCUUAUUUAUCUCAAAAACAGAGUUGAGGAAGUACAGAAUUCAAAAAAUGACGAGGAAAAUUAA
Messenger RNA from Chironomus riparius, 1258 nucleotides. The record is from the annotation of a GenBank genome assembly. Lineage: Eukaryota; Metazoa; Arthropoda; Insecta; Diptera; Chironomidae.